CUUUGUUUUGUGCUGGAAAGAGAAACAGAACAACAAUACGACAACCCAAGCCUAGGCGUACAAAGCGAUCAAUACCACACCACUGYUCAUAAAUCAGACACUCGAAAUACCCAGGCAGCACAAAGCGAGAGAAACGUGGCACAACAACUACACCCUAGCAAAGGAAAACAAUGUCUCUUUCGUGCGAAAUUUCGGGAGAGCCGCUGCCGGUCAAUGGCGACGGCAGCAACGAAGUUGUCGUCACACCGUCGGGUCACAUCUGCAUCAAGCGCCUGCUGCUGACUAAACUCGCMGAAAACGGUGGGGUCGAUCCCUUCGAAACCGCCAAAAAUCUGCCCCUAUCGGAAGACCAGCUCGUCACGCUACAGGCCACAAACAGCGGGAGCGUCCACUCGUCUUCGGUGGUGCCGCCCCGUCCCCAGGCCACAUCACUGCCGGGAAUGCUGGGUCUGAUCCAGAAGGAGUACGACGCCCUGGUCCUGGAGCUCUUUGAUACCCGAAAGGCACUGGAGGAGACCCGCCGCGAGCUCAGCCAGGCCCUCUACCAGAACGAUGCUGCCAUUCGGGUGGUGGCUCGGGUGGCCCAGGAACGCGACGCGGCUAAGCAGCAACUGGAGCAAUGGAACGCGAGCGCAAACGCAAAUUCUGGAGCUACGGCCGUUGCUUCUGCCCCGAGCGCCCAGGAAGAAGAGGCCACGGUGGCCGCUCCACCGACCGGGGACCAGCCCUCGGCGAAGCGGCGGAGGAUUCUCGAACCCACCGCCGAGGUGCUCGAAAACGAUCUWCCGGAGGACGAUUUGCAGGCCAUGACCGAGGUAUGGACGCAGCUCAACAAGGUCCGGAAACCAACCCUCAAGGCUGCGGCCGCCGAGGCCCCGUCUCCGCAGAACCUUGCGAGCUGUGCCUUUUUGGACAAGAAGGCGUGGCACAAAUCUACCAACCGCGGGAUCUCCUGCAUCGCCAGCGACAACCAUCUCACCGCGACGGCCGGAAAGGACAAGCACGUCGUGGUCUACAACGAGGCUGACCAGGUCGUCCAACACACGUUUAACUUUGGUUCUGUGGCUACCUGUGUUGGCAUCGGGAAGACGGUAGUCGUUGCCGGAAACGCGAAGGGGAAAAUUUCYGUCUUUUCCAUGGAUGGUGGCGGUGGCAAGGCAGACAUCGACAUUGGUGCGGAAGUUGUCGACGUUCGGGUCCAUCCGACCGACCAGCACAUUUGUGCGGCCACGGCGGACGGGCGUCUGAUCGUCGCGUACUGGAUGGCCGAAGAGAAGCGCCUGCAGCAAAUUGCAACCUUUCGGACCAAAGACAGCGAGGGGUACACGGCCGCGUGCCUUCACCCCGACGGCCUCAUAUAYGUGGCGGGAACCAAAAUGGGCAAGCUUCACGUGUGGGACUUCAAGAACAAGGUUCUAGCGGCGACGUUGCAGGUGAGUACCGUAGGAGGACAUGGCUGCUGGGAAAUAGGAGGGAAGGAUAAUUUGUUUCGUUUCGCGAGCCUUUCUAGAAGGCCCUAGGAUAACGCUUUGCCGUSCUUUUUGAGUAGCGACCGCAYCGCGAAACUUUUGAAUGUGAUCGAUUGUAAUUCUUUUUCUUCGGACUCAUWUUUCGUCUUGUAAAUCUCUACACGAUGCGCCCCGUUUGCCGAUAGGAUGGGGAAAUAUCGGACGGAAUCACCACCAUUGCAUUUUCCAACAACGGUUAUCACAUUGCGGCCGGGCACGAUUCGUCCAYUGUACGGUUUUGGGACCUGAGRAAGCAAAAGGUCUCGGCGUCCAUCAAGUGCGACGAGGGCGAGUUGUCGGUGAAAUCGGUCGAGAGCGUGGCAUUCGAUAAGGCAGGGAAGUACGCCGCGAUGGGAGGCAAAGGAGGAGUCAAAAUCACAACGGUAAAAGAAUGGGGGGUCACCGGAUGUUUCGAAACAAAGAAUCCCGUGUCCGGAAUCGUGUGGAGCGACAGCAAUUCGAGUAGUKUGUUGGAAGUGUCCUUUGGCAACGAACGCGCAGUUCAAUUGUACGGCGUCGCUUCCUCMGAUGCAAAAAUGGAGGAAUAGGUAGGGCUGGUGUACAUCCGCAUAACUUUCGUAAGCUUUUGUAUACAAGAUGGGAAAAAACGAAAAUGGCCGCAAAUGCCGGAGCAAGUUUGAUUGAUGAACUGAACCAACGAGCACUUUUUCGGCCUGUGUCAUGUCGUGAGAUAGCUGCUAAACAAUGAAAUUAGGUCCAGAAAAGUAAUUGUUGAAAGAAGUGCACACACCACCUCUUCCCAAAAUGUAGAAUGAACGUAUGAUCUAUAGCAUUGUCGUACCGUUUACGUAAUUUGCAAUAAUUCUCUCGCCACGCG
This is a messenger RNA of Pseudo-nitzschia multistriata, 2346 nucleotides long. The record is from the annotation of a GenBank genome assembly. Lineage: Eukaryota; Bacillariophyta; Bacillariophyceae; Bacillariales; Bacillariaceae.